CACCGUUAGCAGUAGAGAAGUCAACUGCUGCUGGUGCUGCAGGCUGCUCUGGUGCAGCAGCAACUGGCCCAGUCUCUCCUAUGCGCAGAGGAGCUCCGUACAACCACGCUGCAGCUGUUGCUGGAGGGAAGCAGCAGCAGAGUAGACAGCAGCCUUUGCAGCAACAGCAGCAGCAGCACAUGCUUCAGGCGCAUCAGCCGCAGCAGCAGCAGCAGCCGAGGUCGCAGCAGCAGACACAGCAGCAACCCAAACAGCAGAAGCAAUCGAAGCAGCAGCAUCAGAAACAACAGCAGCAGCAGCACCAGCAUAAGCAACAGCAGCAGACCUCCCAACAGCAGCAGCAGCAGUAUCCAUCCGAACAACAACAGCAGCACGUGCAGCAGAAACAGCCAGGAGAGGUACGGAAGCAAACUCUUACGGAAAGAAAAGAAGCACCAGGACAACGGCUGAAGCAGAUGAAACGGGUGGCGGAGGAAGCAGAGGAGGAGGGGGACCGGCAGCAGCAGCACCAGAA
Molecule: messenger RNA, 514 nt
Organism: Rangifer tarandus platyrhynchus (Svalbard reindeer)
Lineage: Eukaryota; Metazoa; Chordata; Mammalia; Artiodactyla; Cervidae
Source: the annotation of a GenBank genome assembly